This is a messenger RNA of Mugil cephalus (flathead mullet), 8479 nucleotides long. RefSeq names its product rho/rac guanine nucleotide exchange factor (GEF) 18b (gene arhgef18b). Gene Ontology annotation, biological process: small GTPase-mediated signal transduction. NCBI's taxonomy places the organism in Eukaryota, Metazoa, Chordata, Actinopteri, Mugiliformes, Mugilidae. The record is from RefSeq and is a predicted model, not a curated record. The transcript is spliced from 32 exons. The coding region runs from base 116 to 5137 and encodes 1673 amino acids. Gene Ontology annotation, molecular function: guanyl-nucleotide exchange factor activity.
UCUCUCUCUUUCUUGACUCCCCUCCCUCCAUCCCUCCCUCUUCCUCUCGCUGGGUGCCAGAGCUCCAGUGUGAGUGAGCUCCAGUUCCAGCUGGCCUCCCCACUGCUCUGCUCCCAUGGCGGACUCUCCUCUUAACAACUCCUGGCCGUCCUUCUCCAAACUCUGGAUGAAGAGAUGGUCCUUCAAGAGAGCGUCGGAGUGCAAGCCAUGUAGUCAGCCCUGUGGGCCUCCUAGUGCCCGGCUCAGCGUCCAGCCUCAUGCUCCCAGCGGAAAAGGAUCUUCCUCCUCAUUAUCUCCUGCCUCUAUUGCUGAGGAUGCCUUCUUUGGUAACAACAGUGAUGACCAGGACGCAUGUUCAGAAGUCAGCGACUACGAUUGCCCCUGUGUGGAGUUGAGCAGCAGUGUGGAGGACGUCCAGGCCCUCAGUUCCUCUCUCAGAGACUCUGAGUACUUCAAAGACCUUGAAGGAGGCUCACUAGUCCCACAGGCUGCAGCGUCCUGUGGUCCGAAUACAGUGUCUGAGAACAAAACCCACCAAAAUUCCAGCCUGUCUCUAAACACAGACACUCCUACCAUCCACCAACCUGCACAGACUUCUCUGGCGAUAUACUCUCCACAGGUCAAUGCACCAUCUUUCCCUUCCUCCAACCAGCCUGCAAAGGAACCUCCUUGCACCUUUGUGGUCACUCAGUUUACUCCCGAGCUGUUGCCGCAUUGUGUCAUUAACGACUGUGACUCAGUUGGUCCUGCAGUAGGGCUAAGCUUGACAAUAAAUGUGAAUGGACUAGUGGGCUCAAUGGAAACUGCAAACCCAGAAACAGGACAAGAAGGAGUAACGGACGAAACCGCAAUGGAUUUAGAAGGAGAGCCAGACCUGGACAGCUUCCCUAUUCUGGUCAGAUCCAUGUCGACAUCUCGGAGGCACAGCUGGGGUGUUCCUGUGUCUCCCAUUAACCUGGGGAGGAGGCUGAGUUUGGACACCGUGGGCCUGGACAGCGAUGGGGAGAGAGAGGAUGAUGAGGAUCAGCAUAGUCUGUUUCAGUCCACCCAACAGCAGACCUACUGCUGUCCCGGAGAGGAGUCGGAUGGCCCCAGCAUGAGGGCUGGCAGUGCGCCUGGCAGACAUCUGUACGCCCGCUCAGACAUCCUCGCCACAGACGAAUGUUCCCGUGCAGCACACAUUUCUCGUGUCGUACAGACAUCCAAACAGGCUGCGAGGGCAGCAGGAGCAGAUGAGUUCGAUCCAGAAGAAAACCUGCAUUCUACUGAAGGACAGAGCCAUAUGCUGAUGGUACAGAAAGUUCUGCAGGAGCUAAAGCUGUAUCAUGGAGCCAGGCAGAGAAACAACAGAUCAGACGGCAAAGAUUCAGGAAGUGUUACUUGGUAUGAGUUCCUCUCUAAUGAGAAUGAAGAUGAGGACGAUCGUUCAGAGAAGGUGGAAAAAGGCACCAAAGUGAAGAGGACUCUCAGCUCUUUGAGGAACAGGGUGACUGGGUCCUUCAAUAAAGACAAGGGUAAGAACCGAGAGAAAGACAGAGCGAAGGAGAGGGAGACCAGAGAGAAAGAGAAAGUGUGCAGAAGCAGCAGCAGCAAUGGCCAUCGUUUGGUGCCUGGCUCCUUCUCCAGUUGUGCCACCUGCUCACUAUGCAGCAAGACCCUGCAGAAAAAGCAUGGCCUGCAGUGCACGAAUUGUGCUGUGAACGUUCACAAGAGCUGCAAGUCUCUGCUGGGUGAGUGCACCAGCAGCAGGAAUAAGAGAGAUUCUGCAUUGAGGACGGGUUCAUCAGGAUCUCCUAACCUUGCGCUUAAAGACCGGGACAGGGAGCGGGAACAGGCAGGCCCAGCCGCAUCUCACACACUGGAUGGCCACCGAGGCUUUCUCAGUGCCCCAGGCAUGACCAUUAGUUCGUGGGGACCCAGCACUCAGCCGUCUGCCUCCCAUUCUACCAGCUCUGUUGCAACCACUGCCUCUAGUCUUGGCUCCAGCCUCCGUCACCACAAUAGCUCAGGAUCCCUCCCUGGGGAGAUGGAUGAGACCGAGACUUUCCGCUCCAAACGCUGCAAUGAAGACGCCAUUUCCCUCGCUCCUUCGACCACCGAGUCCAUCAUUGUAGAAGAUGCUCACUACGCAGCAGUUCGGGCUGAUUUGGAGUGUGAUGCCCAGGACUUAGAGGCGGAGUCGUGGAGUUUGGCAGUUGACCAGCAGUAUGUGAAGAAGCACUCUAAAGAAAUGGUGAAGAGACAGGAUGUGAUAUAUGAGCUGAUGCAGACAGAGAUGCACCAUGUGCGAACACUGAAGAUAAUGCUGCGGGUGUACGUCCGAGAGUUGAAGGAGAACCUCCAGAUGGACUCUGGCAGGCUGGACUGCCUGUUCCCCCGGCUGGAACAUCUUCUUGACCUUCACACACAUUUCCUGUCUCGCCUCAAAGAGCGCCGCCGAGAAAACCUCGUCUCACCCAGCGACAGGAACUACACUAUAAACAGAGUGGCUGAUAUUUUGAUCUCUCAGUUUUCAGGUGAAAUAGGAGAAAGGAUGAAGGACAGUUACGGAGACUUCUGCAGUCACCACCCUGAAGCCGUCGGCUACUAUAAAGAUCAGCUGCACAACAACAAAAAGUUCCAAAACAUCAUACGGAAAAUCAACAACCUUUCCAUUGUGCGGAGGUUAGGAGUAACUGAGUGUAUUCUGUUGGUGACACAGCGGAUUACCAAGUACCCAGUACUAGUGGAGCGCAUUCUGCACAACACUGAAGCUGGCACAGACGAGCACGAGGACCUGACUCGGGCGCUGAGUCUGAUUAAAGACACCAUCGUACAGGUGGACACGCUGGUUAAUCUCCAUGAGAAGAACUCUAGACUGCGAGACAUACACAUCAAGUUGGAGCCAAAGGCGCUGGGAAAAAUCAAAGACGGCAGAGUGUUUCGCAGAGAGGACCUCGCACAGGGCAGGAGGCGGCUGCUUCAUGAGGGUACAGUCAGCUGGAAAGCUGCUUCUGGCAGACUCAAAGAUAUUCUUGCGGUGCUGCUGUCAGAUGUGUUGCUCUUGCUACAAGAGAAGGAUCAAAGAUACGUAUUUGCCACAGUGGAUAACAAGCCAUCAGUCAUAUCUCUACAGAAACUCAUAGUCAGAGAGGUGGCCCAUGAGGAGAAAGCCAUGUUUCUUAUCUGUGCCUCUUCCAAUGAACCAGAGAUGUAUGAGAUCCACACCACCUCCAAGGAGGAGCGAAACACUUGGAUGACAAACAUACGGCAAGCUGUUGAGAGCUGUCCUCACACAGAGGAGAGGUUGUUCAGUGAGGAAGAAGAGGCACGAGCUUCCAGGUUUAAAGAAUUUCAAGAGCGGCUGAGCCAGAAGGAUGCAGUGAUAGUACAGGCUCUUACUGAGAAGCUGCAGCUGUUUGCAGACAUGGCAGAGUCUGUGGCAGGUCUCGAGGACGCACCUUCACGUUCUCGACUGUUGCUCCGAGGAGAUGCCUCUGAUCUCCACCAGGGGGAGACUCUACUCAAAGGAGCCAUCACUGAGGUGGAGAACCUCCAGAACCUGCUGCAGUCCGGAGUGAAGGAGGACGCCACAUUUUCUCGGAUGGAGGAAGGUUGUGGCUCUGGGGUUCUGCCCAGGCGGGCAGACACAUUUGGGGGCUAUGACAGCAACCCAAACAUCCUUAGUAAGAAUGGCAGUGUAAAGAAGAACUUUUCUGGUGAGUCCAGAAACAGAGACAGGAACCAAAGAGCUAGCUCUGACCCUCAGCUUAAAGACCUCUGUGGGAGCCACACCCUGGACGAGACGGUUGAUGAGACCUGCUGCUCUCCUGCCAGAUGGAACCGCAUCUGGUCCGACUCCUUCCCCGAGGCUGAGUUCUUUGACAGAGUGCUGAUGCUCUCCCAGAGACUCUACAGCCUGCAGGCCAUCAUCUCACAGCAGGACAGUCACAUUGAGCUGCAGCGGGCCUCCCUAACAGAGCGGGCCUCCCUGCCGGGCCGUUACAGGGGCAACGUUCUCCUGGAGCAGGAGAAGCAGCGGACUCUGGCCCUGCAGAGAGAAGAGCUGGCCAGCUUCCACAAGCUGCAGUCCCAGCACAGGCAGGAGCAGCAGCGCUGGGAGAGGGAGCGGGAGAGACACCGGCAGCAAGUCGAGGCUACCGAGGCCAGGUUACGGCAAAGAGAGGAGGAAUGCAGACAUCUGGAGGAGCAUCUUGCAAAGGAGAGGGACGAACUGGACAGACAGAGGGAGACGUACCAGCAGGACCUGGAGAGACUGAGGGAGUCCACCAGAGCUGUGGAGAAAGAAAAGGAACGCCUGGAACACUUGAAGAAGUUCAAGAGGAAGACCAUUGAGGUGGCUCCUCUGAAUGGAGAGUUGCUCAUGUCUUCUGGCCUCACCGGCUCCACCGGUGUCUCAGACCUGCCUCUGCCCCAGAAGCCCCUGACCCGCGGCAGCCUGUCCGUAGCACCGGCCGACUAUGCAGAACGUCCCGAGGUGAUGUCGCGGCGGGAGGCGGGCUCUUCCGCCCUGCCGCUGAAGACGGAAGUCCCGCUCCAUCUCUUCAGCACCACCAACCAGCAGCACAAAGCAGUCGGGGUGCAGCAGCAGAUCCCCACAAAGCUGGCCGCGAUCAACAGCGGCAAAGGGAAAGGAGGCAAGAGUGGAAAAGCCUCGCAUCGUACUGACAGCACGGCCUCAGUAGACAUGAAGCAGAUGCUCCCGCUGAAACUGUCCACCAGGGAGGACAACACCCAAAAGGCCAAGCGCUCCGUCAGCCCCCACCAGCAGCUCCCCACCUCAGCUCCUCCUCAGUCCCACUCCAUCCAUCACCACAUAGAUCAACUGAGUCCUGCAGACAACAGCGGACCGGAUAGCCAGUCUGCUUCCUCCAUCAGCGCCUCCCAUCCUCCGAGUGUUCAGAAGCCUCCCAUACCUCCUGCACAGUCCCACCCUCAACCCUCCGUGCAGCCUCCCACCAUGCCUGUCCACUCACAGAGCACCGGAUCUGUCCCGUUCCAGGCUCACGUGCAGCAACAGAGCCUCAGCCCAAGCGCCCAGGGAAACGUUCACGGCCUCAGCCACAGCCAGAGCCUGCCGCCACCCUACAAGAUGACAUCAGAGGACCUCAACAAGGAGGAUGUCAUCUUUUUCUAAACUCCAGCCCGCUGUCCUUGCGUCAAGCACUGAUUACAAACAAAGAAAACCGAUACGGGGGCAACUCACCAGGUGCGAUACAGUGACGACAUUCAGUGUAGUCAGCUGUGCUGUUGAUAAAAUAAGGGAGGUCAGAUGGCAGUGAGUCAAGGCCGCAGUGGCUCACAUAGAUGGUCACGUUUUAUUCAACAAAGAAGGCAUUUCUGGUUUAACACUGCCCUGUUUUAUUUUUCCCCUGCUUCUAAAUAGCCAAUAAUAGUAUCAUCAUUUUAUUUAAUUCUUUUUUAAUCUAAACUCCACUGAAUGACGAGUAUUGAGGGAAAAUCAUUGGGAAACGAAGGCUUUUUGGAACACGUGCAUAAACGGUUUAUAUGAAGUUAUACCAAUCCAAAGACAUUAGCCACAAGAGCAGAAGGGGAAGUGACUGAAAGGAACGGUGUGGAAGAAAAACUGUUGGUUGUUUUCCUAGUAGGUUAGUGAAGUAUAAGAAGUGCGACGAUGGAGUCCUGGCCUUAACAUGCAUGCUUCUCCUGGACCUGGAACCACGUGAAAUGAUUGAGCUCAGAGGUGUACCAACUCUUAAUACAUAAACACUUUCUGCUUGAUGUUUCAUUUGCACAGUGUAAAUACUCCAUUCCAGACUAAUGAAUGAACUGUUAAAGAUGACAUUUGGAUUGUUUGGUUGUACAGCUGUUAAAAUUGUGAAGCUUCCUUUCAUGUUGUCAUUUGUCUUGCGUAUUACACAAGUAUAAAUUGUGGAUUAGUGUUUCCACUGGUUGUAAAACUUUGUUCAGCAGAAGUUUUCCCUAAGCUGUUGUUUAACGAUACUUAUGUUCAAUUAGGGGAGAUUGGCUUUUCUCUAACUGUUCAUGCAGAGUGAGACAAACUCGGAUCCUUUCUUGUGUUUGUGUACAGAUUUAAAGUGCGUUUUCUGUACUUUGCGAGCUCUUUAAACAGUGAGACAAUUCAUUCAAUAUAACGGAGAGAUUAUGAGUAUUUACCUAUGUACUCAUUCAAAUAGCCAUCGAAUCUUUAAAGUUUAAAGGUUUCCCAAAUUUGUAGCUUGACACAGGGACUAAAUUGGACUCCCUUCUUAAAACUUUGCACUAAUUGGGCCCCAUAUAUGGUCUGGUCCUGUGGGCAAAAAUGUUGAACCAUAAGUUCAUAACUCUAGCUACCUGAGGUAAAUUAGUAGUAUAAGCAUACACUGUACGUCAUACACCUCUACUCUUUCAGCUCCCUCAGUAUACAAUCACAAUUGUGACAAAUACACAAAGCUAAAUCAAUUUAAAGCCUAUGGAUUCACCAGUUUAAUCCAGAGCACAAUCUUAUUAGUUUUUUAUUAUUAUUAUUUGAAAGCUUGUGUCACUGGAUUUCAUUUUGCUGACUUAAAUGAUCAGCUUAUGUUCAUUUCAGUUAGCUGCUAUGUAUUUGAGGUAAACAAGAAGAUGUGAGUUUUAACUGAGGCCCUGAGGUCUCAUUGACAAUGUGUUUUAUUGAUUCCCGUUGACAUUUCAUUAGCUGGGUCUUAAAUCUCUGUCCUGGCAGAAAAGCCAUACUGUGACAGGUGCUGUUUUCCCUGCAGCAAGAAUGAUUAGCCACUGUUGUCUGUCCCAUUCUUUCUCUGUAUACACACACAUCAAGUAGUUGACACAUUAGUAAGCUUUUUGUCUGCGGAGUACAAAAAGAGCUUUUUGUCUUUGUGCAAGUGGCAGGUCUGUGAAGCUGUGAUCCCUAGCUGGAACAGUUGUUUUGUGUCUAUUAUGUAUAAUUGUACAUACUGUAUGUAAUCUCUUCUCCUCCUACAUCUUAAAAAUAGAUAUCUGAUGUGAAUCAAGACGCAAAAAUCUGCCUGAACUUUUGUUUGGGCGUAUACAGUAUGGCACACCUUCCUCAGACAGACUCCCAUCACUCAUCGCUGUUGAACUGAAAUUGAACGUGUGUAUAUUUAAUCUCCUGAUAUGUGUUGAUGUUGUAGUCGAAGUCGGAGUGCGCUGUCCGUCGGCUCUGUGGUGCUCGUCGCGAGCGAUGCUCCACGGAGACGAUGUAGCAGUCACAGGAACUACACCGCCUCCUUGUUUCAGUUGGUUAAACCAAAGAGACAUUCAGCUGACUCUUUCAUGAAGGAUAAAUGACGCUGAGCCGGUUGUGUGGUAGUCCACAAAGUGUUAUUACUUGUCAAAGCAUCCUCUAGGGAGUGUCCAUAACAAGUUUGUUUACAGCAUAUUGUAGUCCAGUUUGUCACCGCCCAGUCACAAGUAUAUCUCCAAAUUAGAUCAUACAUAAAAACUAUAGACUUAACAGUAAAUCUAUUUAGUAUUAACCUAUUUCAUUGGCUUACAGUGUAAAACACACAGCUAUAGUGUGUGAACCACACUUCUGUUUGUAUUUCUGGACUACUAAUGUGUAUGUCGACAUACUUGGGAGUGGAAUCCUGCAAAUACAUUUCCAGAUUGGCAAAACCAUCCCAGCUCAAGGCCUACAUAUUAAUGUUCCUCCCCGCCCUGUUAGUCAUAACCCAUGGUCUCCAUUAACUAAGCCAAAACUUAGAAGAUAACACAUUCCUAAAAAAAACAUUAAGAUCAUGUCUGGUGACUGAGAGCUGAAAAAAGCCAACCUUGAGUUGGGAUUGCUUUGUCAAACUUCCAGGGUCAAGACAUUUCUAUUGCUACGUUUUCCUGUGUUUUCUCCUAUUAACUCUGAAUGAGAGCGGUAAGACGGCAGGAAAAAUGACGUAACAGCACUUUAGUUGCUCUAGACUUUUUUUUUUUAACCUCAGAGGGAGAGGUGAAGAAGGCUGCCUGUAGGUACACUGUACUGUAUCACUGUUGUGAUAAAGUCUUAAAUGUUGCUUUCUUUGCUGUACUGAAAUGCUGAACAUUUAAAAAAAAAAAAAAAAAAUGGAAGCCAGUCAAUCACUUCACUGUGUGUGCAUGUUUUUGUGUCUUGUGUGUGUUUGUGGUUUACCAGAAACAUGUCGAGAAUCUGAUCAACAGAGCCAGAUUUGUUUUCCUGUUUUCUUUUCCACACACACACACACACACCUUGUCGGACCUGUAAUAUGUAAAUAAUCAUGAGCGUAUUUUAUUUCCUCAGCCAAUUUUACACUAGUCACUUUGGAUAGUAGCAUACUUGAAGGGGAAAAUGAAUGUUUGUAAUGCCUAUUGUUAUUGUCUGUGAACUUUUAUUUACCAAGAGCUGUCUAAUAAUAUUUGUAGCACACGGCAGAACUGAUUUUUGUACUGUUUUAUUUUAUUCACUGCGCGACAUUAGAGAGACUUGUGGACACAAACGGCUGCCUUAGAGAAAUUUAGUAAUAAUAAAAAAAAAGACUUGAAACAG